AUGCCCAGCCCGGUGGGAGGGAGAGGAGAGAGGAGAGAGGAUGUAAGAAGACGAGGAGAGGCAGAGUGAAGAGUUGAGAUGUCUGUGAGCUGAAGCGGACCGUGAAAAACACCGACGAGGAUCUGUCCAUUUCACAGAAUCACGUCUGCUUCCACCUGACGUGAAACAGCCCCCCCACCCCCUCCUCCUCCUCUCCUGCCUUUCACACGACACACACACACACACACUCACUCACACACAUACACACACACUCACACACACACACACGCACACACACACACACACACACACGGAUCUGGGGGGAAGCGGAUAAAUGUGGACCGCAGUGUCUCAUUUGCAGCAUUUUAUCAUCUCUGGGAGACAAACGCCGCUGCUGCAGAGAUAACAUCACAUAUUCUGGUAUGAAGAAUAGGGAGCUGUUGCAGGUGUCCCACGGGCAUGUUUGUCCUCUGGCCGUUCAGCCUGUGUGUCUCUGCUCUGCACACAGACGCUCUGGGAGGGAGAAGAAAGACCGUCUAAAAAUAAACUGACACGCACCACCAGCAGAAAUACAAACCAACAAAAAAAAGAAGAGGGCAAAGUCGAGCUUCCCUUUGUUUUUAUCUCUUUCAACCUGUCUGACACUCUCUGUCUCUUUUCGCUCCAUUUCUGUGUCUCUGUCCUUGUUUCAGCCUGAGAGGAAGUCAUGUCCCAGUCUGGAAAAGUCCUUCAUUUGUAUGUGGAAGUGAGGUCUGUCCCAGAUCAGAGCGGAGGGAAGGAAGGGAUUGCUGAGGGGCAUUCGGUUCAGGACAGUCAAGCGGAGCUCCUGUCCCAGCUUGCGAGUCAGACCAAGGCCUCCGCAGCUCACCGUCUGGUUCAGGACUGCAGACCCAACCAGUCUCCUUCUAGAAACUUUCAGCUCCAGCAAGCCAGCAGCUCCCCUACAGUCACCAAGCGUUGGAGCGCACCAUGUGAUGGAGCGUCUGCCUUCCACUCUUCACAAAUGAUGCCCUCUUCUGGAAAGGUCGGCAUCCCUCACACACCUCCCCACUGCCGGAGGUUAAACGAGGAAGAGGUCAGCGAUGGUACACGCUCUGUCGUCACCUUCAGUUACAUUGAGAAGUCCAAUGUGAAAACCGUGGAAAGUCCACGCAACUCUGCGUGCGAGAGAGGCACCAGAGAGGAAAGAUCCACCCCUUCUCACUUCCGUAAAAGGUUCAGCGACCCAGUUUGGUUUGGGAGUCCCGAUUCAUCGUGCAGCUCCAGUCCCAAGCUGACUUUCCGAUCUCCAGGAAGUCACCAGCAGGCGUUCUCUCCCGGCCUACGCCAACCAGCCUUGGACCCCAUCGGAAGGGCAGCUACCCAGAGGGCUGUGGAGGAGUUUGGCUCCCCUCUGUUGAGGAUUAAACUAGCCCACGCACUUGAGCAAUCCUCAUCCUCACACUUCAACCAACAGCCACGCUGUCAGUCCUGGGCUGGGUCUCCUGUUCAGCGUCAGAACAUCAGCGUAAACCUAAAAGACCACUUUACAGAUAGGAGCCAUGCUGUUUGUGGGCUGCCUCGGAGCCCGGCGUCAGACCAGCUAUCCUCCCAGUCCAGGCAGUCUCCUCACGCGAUGCCGAAAUCCUGUGUUGAGUCCCAGAGUCCUCUUCACUGGUCAGCAGAGGAAAGGGCUGUGGCAGGAAGUCCAUCCACUAAAAGAAAUGUUCACCGGUCUUGCAACAUGAGCACUUCACCGCAGGGAGCAAUCCUCCAAUUUGGCAAUAAUGUAGUUGAGGGCUUGAAUCAAUUAAGUGACAGUAAAUCCUCUUCUCCAGCUCAUAGCCCUGAAGUCGCCUGCAGGCUAGCAGAGGAGGCUACCAAAGUAUCUUCUAUUUUCACAGAGACACGAAGGUCCUCAUUGCACAAUGCUUUAGGUGAGCCCGCUGGAGAAGUUCACCAUUCAGCUCCAAAUGCACAACAGUCUAAGCAAACGCUUAAGAUGAACAUCCCUUUAAACGACCAACACACGCCAGCAACUGACAACACAGACUCUCACCAGCCUGAAAACUCUCUCUCUCACUCAAUCUUGCAGUCACAUGAAACAAACUCCAGUACUAAUUAUCAAACACACCAGGAGGACAUCAUUCAGAAGUCCCAGCAUCAGAGCUCAAUUUUGAGUUCCCCCGCCAUACCUUCGCGUGUUUUCCGUCCCUCCCAUCCUCCCACUGAGUUCAGCUCUCCCAUGAAGGACCCCAGGCUAUUCCAGCCAGAGCUCCGAGCACCAGAGACCCCCACCCUGCAUCGCCGGCAGCUUCCGCGGUACACCAGAGACUCCUGGUCCCCGAGCCUGGACAAGAGAGGAGACCUGAGCUGUUUCGAGAGAGGAGACUGCACUGAGCUUGCUCGCAGGCUCUUCAUCAAUCAGAGUGUUGAGGAGGCACCAGUUAGCUGGACAUCCAGGCAGCAGUGGGGGAAUCAGGUGGAGAACAGCCCGAGGCCGAGCCCUGGGGAUGGAUUUGGGUGCGUCAAUGACCAAACUCCUAAUCGUCAAUCCAGUCACUGUCGAAGGCCGCUCAGUCCCACAGCCCAGCAAAAACGAGCGGAGCAGAGGAGGAGAGAGAUUUUGCUUUUGGGACCGGUGGUGCUGGACUCUCCAGAGGAGGACGAGGGUUGUGAUGAGGAAGGACAGGACAAUGAGAUGGAGGGAUUUGGAGCAGAGCAGCAGAGGGUAGAAGAGCCUCCAGAGGCAGAGCAGAACGGAGCGAUGGGAGGUUCGUCCUCCCGGAGCUCCAGUGGGGUGACGGGCAGCUUGGGGGACAGAGACUGUGUUUCCCCCGAGUCCAGUCAGUCCAGUCACCAGAGCAACGAGACCGGGGCCGCCACCUCAGGAAUACAGACGGACAGUGGCUGUGCACUGCCUGUACCCUCGCUUCAUUGUCAGAGGAUCGCUCGUGCCAAGUGGGAGUUUUUAUUUGGGACCCCUGCUGAGGAGGCUGCUAGCAGGGGAGAGAAAAAUUCUCUCGAAACCUCUACAGCCCCUCCUAGCGGUAACUCCAGCGAGUCUCCCACACCGACUCCCCCGUCCUCCCUCCCUCUGCUUUCUGCCAAUCACAACGUGCAGCAUGUGGAGGUAGAACUUCUGACCCCUCCUCCAGCUGUUAUCGGGACGUCGCCAAAAACCGGCAUCAUUCGCCGCACCUUAAAGUAUUCAGAAACCGACCUGGACGCAGUUCCGCUUCGCUGCUACAGAGAGACGGACAUAGACGAGGUGCUGCAGGCUGAGCAGGACGAUGCCGACUCUGCGUUUGGGAGUAACCGCAGCGUGCAGGGCACCUCGGGCACAGGCAGCAGCCCACUGGGGGGUCUGGGUUAUGGGAGGACAGAUGGGGAGGAUGUAGAGGAGAGAAGGGGAGGGGGGGAGGAGGAGGAAGAUGAGGAGGAGGAGGAAGAGGAAGAAAUGGUGAGCUGGGCCAGUGUGAGGAUGCAAGGAGACAACAGGAAGCAGCAGCAUGCAGCUCAGGUGGAGCCAGAUAUGUUUGGUCACCUUCUGAAGAGACCAAUGGCAACAUUUUUUGACAACCACCACCCGGCCCUGAAAUCCCCCAUCUUGGUCUCCGGUCCUCGAUGUGCUGCAGAGGACACCUUCAGCCGCCACUUUGAGAGCAUCAUGGAGUCUCACCGAGCCAAAGGCACAUCGUACAAUAGCCUGGACAGCGAGGAGCUGCUGACGUCGAGCACCCAAACCGUCCUGACCUUUGACCUGCCCACACUAACCCCUGCCAUCCACGGUCCGGUCUGCCAGAGCGCCCGGCAGAUCGUCCAGCUUAGCUUCGCCCCGCUGGCACACGAUGAGAGGCCCAGUAUCUCUGAUUCUAUCUUUACCAUGACCGGGGACUCGGACGCCACCAGAGCCCCCUCCAGCGAGAGGCUGAGCAGCGGUUCGGACGACACGCCACCCAAAGGACGAGGGUGUUCACAGCUGGGGAGCAGCUGGUACAGCAACCCUUCUUUCUCAUUACCAAGCAGGGACAAGGCCCGCCUGGCGACAGAUUCGGAACUGGACCAGGACCUCAGUGACCGGCUGGGUCUGGGCAGCAGUGACACUCUCACCAACGGCAGCCACCGUGCCGACGUGGCAGCCGCCAGACGCUUGGCCAAACGUCUCUUCAACUUGGACGGCUUCAGGAAGUCCGAUGUGGCGCGCCACCUCAGCAAGAAUAAUGACUUCAGUCGUAUGGUAGCAGAAGAGUAUCUGAGUUUCUUCAACUUCACGGGCCUCGCUCUUGACCAGGCAUUGCGGACUUUCCUGCGGCAGUUUGCCCUGAUGGGGGAGACUCAGGAGAGGGAGCGGGUGCUGUCACACUUUUCUAAGCGUUACUUGGACUGCAACCCAAAAGUCAUACCAUCAGAGGAUGCAGUUCACACUCUCACCUGCGCCCUAAUGCUGCUGAACACUGAUCUACAUGGUCAGAACAUCGGUAAGAGGAUGUCGUGCACGCAGUUCAUCGGCAACCUGGAAGGACUGAACGUCGGCCAAGAUUUUCCCAAGGAUCUGCUCAAAGCUCUCUAUAACUCAAUCAAGAAUCAGAAGCUGCAAUGGACACUCGACGAAGAAGAGCUGCGGAAGUCCUUUUCGGAGCUCGGGGACAGCCUGUGUGACUCCACCGCCUCCAGAUCGGUGAAGGCGGAGGGCAGCAGUGGGAAGCCCCUGACAGAUGAGACGCAGCCCUCCGGGUCACUGCUGUACAAGAACGGAUUCCUCGUCCGCAAAGUCCACGCAGACUCAGACGGCAAGAGAACACCAAGAGGGAAGAGAGGCUGGAAGACCUUCUAUACCAUCCUAAAAGGGCUAAUUCUCUAUCUGCAAAAGGGGGAGUACAGGCCAGAUAAACAGCUAUCAGAGGAGGACCUGAAGAACGCCGUGUCCAUCCACCACUCUCUGGCCAUGAAAGCUUCAGACUACAGCAAGAGGCCCAACGUCUUUUACCUGCGCACUGCUGACUGGAGGGUGUAUCUCUUCCAGGCACCUAACGCAGAGCAGAUGCAGUCUUGGAUCACAAGGAUCAACACGGUGGCCACCAUGUUCUCAGCUCCUCCUUUCCCAGCAGCCAUCGGCUCCCAGAAGAAGUUCAGCCGGCCGCUGCUGCCGGGGACAAUGUCAAAGCUGUCUGAGGAGGAGCAGGUCAGAUCCCACGAAUCUCGAUUCAGAGCCCUCUCCACUGAACUAACUGAGCUGCGCUCCUACCCUCCCGACCGCAAGGUCAAAGGGCGCGAGCUGGAAGAGUACCGGCAGCGAGACGAGUAUCUGGAGUUUGAGAAAACACGGUACGGGACUUACGUCAUGCUGCUGCGAGCUAAAAUCCGGAGCGGCGAGGAGGACCUGUCUGUGUUCGAGUCCCAGCUGCUGGAGGACAACGGGCUGCAGAGGGCUCACUCCAGCCCCACGCUGCAGGACAGCAGCCAGGCCAGCCAGAUCAGCCAGGCCAGCAGCACCAGGGACGGGGGCAACAGCAGCAAAGCCAGCGGCUGCAGCGGCAAGCUUCGACAGGAAGGCCAGAGACACAGCUACCGGCAGGCCGUCAAGAAGUGAGACGUGGCGGGGGUGCCGGGAGCGGCACAGCGUUGCACUGCCAGCGGCAGGCUGUCUCCCUGCAUAGGUUUUUAUUUGAGAUCCAGGAGGGUUUGGAGCUCUGCUUGAAGGGGGAGUAGGAGUGAGGGGUCUGCCCCACGCCCUCCCCUAAACCAUGACGCCCUACCCGGCACCCCAAUCUUCUCAUGGAAUAGAGGAGGUGCAGAUCCUGUGACUGGCAGAGUGGCUGAGAAACACCAGCGGGGAUGUUGGUGUAGGAGGUGGGAGGAGCGGCUGGGAGGUCACACAUCUGCAGAAACGUACGAGGUCGUACGCUGGGUGCGGCGGCAGACUGAACUGUGCAGCGAGAUAAAGAGAAGUGCUUACAGAUGGAACACACAGGGACGUACAUCCAGCAUCCUCUUCUUUUCUCCUCUUUUCUUCUUUGAAGGCACCUCUCCGGCCACGUUUCUCCCACCUUUUUUCUUGACCUUUCACUCAGUUUUGGGACCAAACUAUUUAAAACAUCACAUUUUAGACGACUGAUGACGACUUGACUUUCAGUUGAAUUGCUACCGCCACUCUGAUUUGAGGCGCAGUAACAGUCACUGGACUUUUAAAACAUCACCAGGUCUUAUGGAGCCAUUUACAUUCCAGCUCCUUGUUUUUGCCAUAUCACCGCGGUGUGUUCACAUUCCACACACGGGCUGGACAUUACAGCUCUUAGCUUCUAUUUCACUGAAGGUGGAUCUACAGACUGUGCACAACACAUAAUAAUGAUGUGUUGAGGGGGAUGAGACGGUGCAGCUCCGCUUUCCUCUCGUCACUGACGGUUAAUUAGAGGCGACAACGUCAGUAGAACUUCACUCCUGAUAUGCAGGAACUGCAUCUCAUCGAGAGAAGUCUUCUUUUUUUUGCUCUACCUGAACAGGAGAUCUCUUUCCCAGUUGCUUUGGCUUCUGUCCGUGGUGUGCUUCUGUUCUCUUUGUAUUUCUUGGCCGAAUGUUGUUUUCCCCAGUGAUCCGCAUGCCUGCAUCCAGCACUGCUUCUUUUAGGCCUUUUACUACUUUAAGGGCAAAACUGAGAGCAGCAAAAGUUGUUCUCUGGGGUUAUUUAAGUCCUUUUCUUCAUACCCAACAUGUGUAAUCUCCGUAUAGCCUCUCAUUUAUAAACCCUAUUUUAACACUCACCAGGCAGACCCUGAAUGUUCUUGUUUUUUCAAUAUUUUUACAGUAUUUUACAGUCGUUUGUUGAUGUUGAACCUAUUCCUCCUGUGUAUGUCAAGUGUAUGAUGAAAUAUGAUAUUGAAAAUGUAAAAGGAAAAUAUGUUAUCCAUACUCUUUGUAAAACACCCAGGAUGUGUUGUAUAUAUAACAGCUUAUAUUGUAGGAUAUAUGACGGUAUAUUUACAAUAUAUUCAAACACACUAUUGGGAAGAUGCAUUGAAGGUGCACUGCACUUAAAGUUUCAUCUUCUAAGUCCCAAAAGCGCUACACGAUAAUCAUGUGUUGUAGUUUUUUUUCUUACAUGGUGGUAAUAAUUCAGCACAAUAUGAGUAUUAUAGUGACGCCUAUGUACCUAUCAAAGAUUAGUAAGUGAUCAAAGGAUGUUUGUGACGGGAAUACACAAAAAGAGCUCAUUUGUGUGAGGAUUUCAGAUGCCGUGGGCAGUAGUCCAAAGACAGCGCAUGGUUGGCUAUGACAUAAUAGCAUGAUUUUAAAGGGAUCAGGGUUGUUGUCAGAGAUGCAUGAAAUAGGUGGAGAAUGUAAAAAAAAACAAAAAAAGAAGGAAGGAGCUCCUCAUUUAGGAGGGUGUGGGCAGCCUAUAAUGUUGCGGUAGCCAUAAACGCCUCAUAGCAUUAUAGCCAUUUUCUACUCAGGCUUUAAAAUGACACCUUGAGCAGCUGCAGUGCCGGCGUCCAACCAGCAGGGAGAGCUGUUCACGUUUUUUCAGCCAUAAUCACACCUGCUGCACCUGCGGUGAAUAUGCAUGACAUCACCCACUCACCUGGUGGGUGCGGGUGGGUAUUGCAGGGCUAAAUGACACAACACCUGUUUGUAUUAACUGUGGAGUCUGUUGAGUGUUUGAGUGCGUCUUGCUGUAUGUGGAUGUUCAUGUGUGCAUGCUGGAGGCUGUUUGUAGAGAACUUUCCAGCCAGUUGUCACGUCGUCUGACGCUUCUUCCAUCCAGCAUCAGUUCCCAUGUUGUUUACUGUAAAUGUGAAUUUGUUUUUGGAACACAUGAUUUAUUAUUCAGGCUUAAGCAUAGCUAAGUGUUUGACUCUAAUCACGCUCUGCAGUUUUAGCGCCUAAAACAAUUAGUCAAUCGACGGAAAGUUAAUCAGAAACUCUUUUCAUUUAAGUCGUUUCUCAAAAAUUGCCAAACGUUCAACACUUCCAGCUUCUAUUUAAUUAUUUUCCUCGUCUUAUGUGACAGUAGGGGUCCUGAUAACGCCCCACACACACAGGAGUAUAAAUUAUUUAGAAAAAGUAAAUUUAAUUAUAAUGUUUUUUUAUAGAUAUCGUAAAUAUAUCGUUAUUGUGAAUUCUCUUGUCCACGAUAAUCGUAUAGAGAAAAUGUGAUAUCGUGACAGCCCUGUAUCUGACAGUAAAACUGAGUGUCUUUGGAGUUUGGACAAACAAAGCCAUUCAGAGGACAUUAUAUUUACUUCCCGACAUUUUGUCGUCCAAACAAUUAAUCGAAAAUAAAAAGAAUCAUUAGUUUGAGCCCUACUACAGUUUAUUUUCAUCUACAUCUAAUCCUCUGCUUUUCAGUCGGGUGGUUUAAAAAAAAAAAAAGGUGUUUGUAGAUAUUGUUGCCAUAGCUGACAUUUUGUACCUUUCACCAGUUAUGUAACGUGGCAUUACAGCUCUGUAUUUAUUAAUAGUGUUUGACUCUGCUGUUUAUAAUGUGGCCAAACUUUCAAAGAGCAGCCAGACUCAUGUUGAGUGCCAUUCAUGGUGUACUGAGGGGAAGGAUGAGGAGUUUUGAUUCAUACAGUUACAUCACAUAAAUACGAGUGUAUCAUACAUUUGAAGGCACUUCACAUUUUAUCCUGGAUCAUUUAUUUUAGUUUCACACUUCAAUAUCUAUCCUUUACGUUUAUUUCUGACUGAAAAUACCCUUUUUGUGUACACCAUAAUCAUUUGAUUUUACACUAACUGUACCAUUUAUAACAAGUAACACAUCAUUAAGCACAAAUAUACAUCAUAUACAAAUAUAUCUGACAAAAGCAGUCUCACCACAAGGUCCAGCCAGCACUGUUCAGGAGCUCUCCAUCCUUUUACACGAUGUUCAUCAGCACCUUCGUUCCGCUUUCUAUGAAAAUGUUGGCAUUCAAAUUUCCUUUUUUAUUUAAAUUAAAUCUAUUUGGAUUUUUGGAGUGUUGGAGACAAAACAUGUCGCCUUUGGCUGUCAGAUUAACUGCGAAAAUCUGCAGAUUAAGGGGAGACACUACAGGUGAAUAGGGUAAAAAUGGAACUAACACACCAGAUAUCACUGUGAAACUUUGCCAGUUGAUUACUUACAUUAAGACAAUUAUUAAGUCUCUUCAAAUGUUAUGCUUAAAUAUGCAAAUGAGUCAUUAUCCAAUGUUAACUAUAAAUCUACAGAUGCAAAUAGUUGUAAGAUAAACAUGUGUAUUUUGGAUGUUUUCUUUCCAACAAGACAUGUUAUGUAAGCAAAAUAUCCCCAAAUCUCAACAAACAAUUGGCCUGUAGAGUCUCCUUAAUCGAUAAUAAAAUAUAAUCACAAAGAUCAUUCUUGGGAUUUUGGAUCAUUCAACUGAAUAUAUGUAUAUAUUCAAAGGCAUAUAUUGUAGUGGAAAGUUAUUAUUUUGACCCAAUACGUAAUUGGAGACUGAGAUCAAAAACAGAUCUCGUCGUUAUGAUUCUAUUCUAGGAUCAGGCUGUAUAUGCUCCAUACAGUAUGGAUGGAUGUAGUAUGAAAGGAGCCUCCACCUUCACAACUCUCCAAGGUCCUCCUCCCCUCUCCUCCCCCUCUCCUCCCUCCAUGUGUUGUCACCGCUCACUUACAUCAAAGAGCAGCUGCAGGAUCUCCAUGGCACUGGUUAGCAUGGAGAUGGCUGGUUCCCCUGGUGACGGCUCUGUGAUGCUCAAGUGAAAGUCACCCUGUUGUACUGCGUUCACAGCGGUACAGUACCUCCGUUAAAGCAGCAGUGCAUGCCUGCAGCAGUUUCGGGCGAGCCGUCCUUUAAAAGCAGUCAUUUCUGCCCAUGAACGCCUCAUUUCUGAAUGUGACAUGUAAAUAAAGCAUGAGAUGUUAUGGCCUGCUUUCAUUUUAAUUAUGGUUAGAGUAUUAAAUGAAGGGUUAAUAUUUAAGAUAGGUCAAUGUUUUUUUUCCUGUCCUUGAGCUCAUGGUCAUUUUAUUUUUUAUUUCUCUCAAUGUGAAUGAAGGAAAUGGCUAUAUUUAACGCUGUUGUAUGCUGUUGUGUUUUAGAGAAUCGAGCCAGCUCAUACAAAUCUUUUUACAUGUAGAGGUCUGAUCUGAUCCAUCUCAGUGUUUUUUAGACUGGUGCAGGUAAGGCAAUGUUCAUUUAAUGCUACACAUACAGUGAGCUACACGUGUCACUGCCUUGUUAAACUCACCAAGGAAAAGUUGUUCGUGAGCUUCUCAUUUUGGGAAGCAUAGAAGAUGAAAAUAAAAGUGUUUUGAAAGGUUAA
This is a messenger RNA of Cottoperca gobio, 10212 nucleotides long. RefSeq names its product PH and SEC7 domain-containing protein 1-like. NCBI's taxonomy places the organism in Eukaryota, Metazoa, Chordata, Actinopteri, Perciformes, Bovichtidae. Bases 686 to 5551 code for a protein of 1621 amino acids. Gene Ontology annotation, biological process: regulation of ARF protein signal transduction. The transcript has 17 exons. Gene Ontology annotation, molecular function: phospholipid binding; protein binding; guanyl-nucleotide exchange factor activity. The record is from RefSeq and is a predicted model, not a curated record.